Messenger RNA from Symbiodinium natans, 2445 nucleotides. The record is from the annotation of a GenBank genome assembly. NCBI's taxonomy places the organism in Eukaryota, Dinophyceae, Suessiales, Symbiodiniaceae.
AUGGUCAUCACUGUGCUGGCUCUACUAGGCAUAGGUCUGCCGCGCGCCCUGGCAGUGGACAUCAGUGUCGGCCAGCUUGUCUCCACGCAAAGCGACGCACGGCUGGUGCGCCGGGAGUCCCACGCUGGGGCUGCACGUCAGACCUGGGAGGAGUUGCUCAAGGCAGCCGAGGGGCCCCAGCAGCCUUUGAUCUUCGAGAGCCGGCUCCGCCGAUGUAAGGUUAGUGCUCUGCCGAAUACAUCCAGCCCAGAGAAGGGCCUGCACCUCGCCAACACCCAGAGAGCGUUGCGUGAGGUCAAGCGCAUCUUUGCAGAGCACAACGUGCCUGUGAUACUUCUUGGUGGCCUGCUUCUAGGCUUCCGCUCGCACUGCAUGACUGCAGAUGUGGGUAUGAACAGUGAUGUGGCCACCUUCGGGCCUUGGAUCCAGGCCGCCAGCGUGGCCUCGCUUCAGGAGGCCUUCAACAACCAGGGCCAUUCCUUGGACGCGAGCCUUUGCCAGGCCGGUCCACUUCGCAGCGGCUGCACUCUUUCGGCGGUGCUGAGCAGAGGCCCAGCCAUCCAAAUCCAUGUCCUUUUCUCGGCACCUGCGCCGUCGGCUACGAGCCUGCCAGGCCGCUUCCUGCAAUGUGACGUCGGCGUGUGCGGCAGCGGCUGCGGAUCUUGCGACAUCGCUUACGCUUUUCGCACCGAGUCUUCCCAACAACAAGGACGCUUCUUCCCAUGCCCUUUGCCAAUUCACAGCUUUGCGCUGGUAACCUGGAUGAACGAGACGUUCUGGACCCCUCUGGAGACUGACCUAUAUCUCCAAACGGAGUAUGGAUCCACAUUGCCGCUCCCGGGAGCUGUCCCUCACCGUGGUUGCUCGAACACACCGCUAGCACCCUAUGAUUCCUACUUGUCGACUCUGCCUGUCGGCAUGGAGGUCAUGCAUAGGCAGCGUGCUGCCGAAACAAAGCACGCAGCACGAAUCGCGAGUGCUGCUGUAUAUGACCGGCAGCUGUGGCGCAAGACCUUCCCCAGCGACACCUCCCUCUCCGAAAUAGCCCCGUGGCAGCUCCCACGGCCAAGCUUUGUGCAGGAUCGGACGAGCCCCGGCUUGUCUGUGGCCGCUGUGCUGCCCUCCCUUUCCGCACUGCUUUUCGCGCUGGCUCUGUGGGCUUCUGUCCGCACCAUCUGGGCGAGUUCGACCAGCAGCACGUUUCUGCAGCACAUGUGGCAUCAGUCAUUCGACGGCGCAGCGCUCAGCUUGUAUGUGGCCCUCGUCUUGGCGCAGACCUUCUUGCAAUCCCUUGCGGCAGCCAGAGGCUCCCAAGCCUUAGCUGCAGCCGUGGCCGUUGAAGUGGCAGAACUCCUUCGGGCACUAGGCGCUGUCUGGGCAGGCGGCGGGCUCUCGCGCUGGAGGUCGCUCUGCUUCCGCCAGCCGACGACGCUUGGAAGUGUGCCCGUGUGGAUGCUGACCAUAUUUCCUGGUGUUGGCAGGGCUGUCGGCCAGUGGAUGUCCUUUGUAAGCCUGUGUUGGCUGGAUCCAGCAACUUACGUCCUCCUCACGCAGGCUUCCUUCUUGCUUGUGGAAGCGGCGAGGCGUAGCUCGAGAUCUGCUUGCGCGGCUGCGCUGGUUGCUUGCGCCUUCAUGCUGAAAUCUUCGAAGGCACUUGAUACUGCGGAUGCUGCCCUGGGCCGUGGGAUUCUAUGUGUCCUCUUCCAGGUCCCGCUCCACGCGCUGGCGCAGGCCAUGCCGCAGAAGGUCGACGUCCCGUGGGAGCUGCUCUCAGCCAGCCGACAUGCACAAGGACUCCUAGUGCUGACGGCUCUCCUUGCAGCACUUUCACCUCAUGAGCCAUACAGUUCCCCUGCAUCGGCCAUGGCCGAGGUCUUCAGCAACCAGUGGCUCUUGUGCGCCAUCGCCUUUGUGCUUGUGACCACUGCAAUCAAAGAAGACCUUCUCUCACGAGUGGCUGCGCCUGUGAAAGAGCUUGGUGUUGGGGGCUUGAUGGUGAAGGCAUCAACACUCCAGUGGCUGCUGCUCUCAUGGGGGGGCGACGCCAAAGACUUGGAAGCCCUUUGCCUGGGCUUGGCGACGGUGCUGGUUUGCAUGGCUGAGCAGCUGUCGGAUCCACUGCCCGCAGCACUGAAAGCUACUCGGAGUUGGAGGGAUGAAGAGGUGGCCAAGACGAGCACCACCUCUGGGCAAGUCACACGGUCAGUACCUUCGAGCUCUUCGGCGGCCACAAAUCCGAAGCCAAAGGCCCGGCCUCCGCGCCCUGAGAUGGCAUCACGUCCAUUGCGAAAGCCCAGCAUUGGGUCCAGCGAAGUGUCCACCACAGCGCCCUCCACACCACGAGGCACCCCGCUGAUCACCGCCAGAUCGCUUGCAGGCCAAACCAGCAAGGAGGUAUCCAGUGACAGCGAGUUGUCCAGCGAGCUUGCAUCUGACUCUGAGUAG